AUGCAAUCAAAAAGAGGUGCAAGCAGUCACAGCAGGAGCAGCAGACGCAAAGGAGGAGACUGCCAAACGCUGAAGGUUAUUGGAAUGUUCUCAGCAGUCUCAUCAUCGCUUUCCUUGACGAUGUUGGUCACCUUUGUAGUGGCCUUGGCAAUCGUGCCUGGUAUAAAUGGGUUCCUGCCAUCCUCGCAGCGUAUUCAGCCUUCCUCAACAGUGACUCCCUGUCCACAUGGCCCAACUUCGUAUUUCAGCUCGGCUCGGUUUGCUGCCAUUGAUGACGACGACGACGACGAUGAUAAUGAUGAUGAUGAUUAUGGCUUUUCACCCGAAGCAAACAUGCUGGAAAACUUUGCGGCUUCCUCCAAAAAGGCAGAAAACAUGUUCAUGGAUGGACAACUGGGCAUCAAUCUUGAGAUUGAACCCAUGACCAAAGAAGAAGCGGAAGAAUUGAAAAAGGAAGCCAAGAAAAUGAUUGAAGAAAAAUUUGAUGAGACAAUCAAGGAAAUGGAGGGUAUUAGAGAAAAGACAAAAGAAGAAAUUGCCAAGCUCAAGGAAACUCAAGAAAUGCGCUCUCAACUAGAAGCUCAAGUGCAGUCGCAAGAACUAAUGGCCAAGAUUGACAAGCUGACCAACAACUUUAUGCAAUCGACCCAAGAUGCUCGCAAGUCCACCAAGCUGGCAGCGGCCGCUGACAAGGCUACUGCUCAAUCUGGACAAGGUGUCGAAAUGGGAACCUGGGGAGUCUUGGGAGACCGAAACGUACUGACGGGUGCUGGAUUUCUUGGAAGCAUAGCAAGCAGCAAGCUUGGUGGUGGUGCGGCAUCAAUGGAUGGCAGCUCCUCGACGUCGAUUUCUUCAUUGGAAUCCUCCACUCAAGUCACUACCAAUCGCAUCUUGGUCAUUGCCGACGUCAAGGGUGAUCCAGUGGCCAAAGCGCUUCUUCCAUCCUUGAAGGAAGCCUUGGAAACCAAGACUCGCAUCCCCAAUUUGGAAAUUGAAGUCCUAGCUCCAAGUGCCACCAUGCCCUUGGGGGCCAACAAUGCAGCUUGCGUCGUGCUAUUCUUGCCCAGCAUUUCACAAGCAUCCUCGUUGAAUGCUAUCUUUGACCGUCUCUUGCGAAAGACCUUCAACGAAGGUGGUCAACUCGGGAAACCACCGACGCAACUCGUGGCCAUUUCCACCCACGGAACCUCGCGGUACGAUCAAUUUCCCUUUAACAUGCAAAACAUGAUGGGCGGAGGAAAACUCGAAAAGCGAUCCCAAAUUGAAGAAGCCUUGAUUCAAAUUGUCCGACAACGUGAGAAUCCACCACCUUUGGAUUAUAUCAUUAUCAAAGUGGGCGAAAAGAACUUUGUGGCCAAUGGUGGAAGCGCUGGGAUGCAACUAUUGCCAGACGAUGUUUUGGAAGAAGCCACUUCUGUGGAAACGGCCACGGCAGCCAUUGUCGAAGCCAUGGCCUUUCAACCUUUUGCUCGCAAUGCGACUCUUUGCCUGGAAGGAUGUGUUACGAACGAACAGAUGGAGGAUCCCGCCUUUUGGGAUGAAUCCUUCUUGCCAUUGGAGGGCCCAGAAGUCUGGAGAAACACCAAGUCCAACAAAAACAAGAAGGAUUCGGGUGGUACGGACUUGACGAACUUGGGGCCAUCCAGUAGGUACAAUUCGCUGGUGGAAUAUGUCGGUGAAUGGGCCGAACUCUUGGCCGAGACAGGCAAGGGAUUGACCACCCCUAUCCUCGCCGCGAGGGGCAUUGAAUCAAAAAGUUCCAGCUUGAUGCAGACCCAAGAUGGAGUUCGAUUGCUAUUUUUGCCAACCACUACCGGAAAGAACUACCAGAGUCGAGAAGAAGAGCUCAAAAAGGAAAAGUCAGGCAAGAGUGGCAGUGGAAGCCAAGCUCCCUCUGCUAGCAAGGCAAGCAUUGACGAGAAACUUCGUCAGACCAAGCGCGCCAAAGAGGGAGGAAUUGAUGUAGUAGUGGAAGUGACCAAGGAUGACCAGCUACGUGUCCGAGCCAGAAGAUGCAACUAUGCCGAUGAUGCUGUUUUGAAGGAACUGAGUGAAGAAACCAUCUUAAAGCGUUUGAAAGAUGCUCUUGAGGUUUGGAAGAAUGACCAUGCUUAA
Molecule: messenger RNA, 2115 nt
Organism: Cylindrotheca closterium
Lineage: Eukaryota; Bacillariophyta; Bacillariophyceae; Bacillariales; Bacillariaceae
Source: the annotation of a GenBank genome assembly